GUGGCGCGGGCAGGGCUCCGGGCGCGAGCCAGGCUCCCGCAGCAGCACAUUCAUCGGCUGCCAAGAGGAGCCGCCGGGCGCUCGCAGGCUCGCAGGCUCUCAGGCUGGGCGCGCGCUGCUCUCGGGAGGACCGAGCCACCGAGCCAAACCCCGCCACCGCCGCCUCCUCUCCGCGCGAGCCAUGGCCGGCCUCGGCCACCCCUCCGCCUUCGGCCGGGCCACCCACGCCGUGGUGCGGGCUCCGCCCGAGUCCCUGUGCCGCCACGCGCUGAGGCGCUCGCAGGGCGAGGAGGUGGAUUUCGCUCGCGCCGAGCGCCAGCACCAGCUCUACGUGGGCGUGCUGGGCAGCAAGCUAGGGCUGCAGGUGGUGCAGCUGCCCGCCGACGAGAGCCUGCCCGACUGCGUGUUCGUGGAGGACGUGGCCGUGGUGUGCGAGGAGACCGCCCUCAUCACCCGCCCCGGGGCGCCCAGCCGCAGGAAGGAGGUUGACAUGAUGAAAGAGGCUUUGGAAAAACUUCAGCUCAAUAUAGUAGAGAUGAAAGAUGAAAACGCAACCUUGGAUGGAGGGGAUGUCCUAUUCACAGGCAGAGAAUUUUUUGUGGGCCUUUCCAAAAGGACAAAUCAACGAGGUGCUGAAAUCUUGGCUGAUACUUUUAAGGACUACGCAGUCUCCACAGUCCCUGUGGCCGAUUCUUUGCAUUUAAAGAGUUUCUGCAGCAUGGCCGGACCUAACCUGAUUGCAAUAGGGUCCAGUGAAUCUGCACAGAAGGCCCUCAAGAUCAUGCAACAGAUGAGUGACCAUCGUUAUGACAAGCUCACUGUACCCGACGACAUGGCCGCCAACUGUAUAUAUCUAAAUAUCCCCAGCAAAGGGCAUGUCCUGCUGCACCGAACCCCAGAGGAGUAUCCAGAAAGUGCAAAGGUCUAUGAGAAACUCAAGGACCAUCUAUUGAUCCCUGUGAGCAACUCGGAGAUGGAAAAGGUGGACGGCUUGCUCACCUGCUGCUCCGUUUUUAUUAACAAGAAGAUAGACUCCUGAGCCGGAGAGUCCCUCCCCUGUGGCCAGCAAGUGGCCGGGGCCAGGCUGAUGGCUCUGUACCCAUUCCUCCUGUUUCCUUUGACAAUCUACUGUGCCACUGUGCUACUAACUCUUGUUUACACACACAAAAAAAAAAAAAAAAGAAGAAGAAGAAGAAAGAAAAAAGAAAAACUAAUUCCAAUUUUAAUCGCCUCAUUCUCCACACCCUCCUUUUCCUCACAGUGGUCCCUAACCUGUGCAUUUGCUAAAUGAAUUAAGCAACCUAGGAAAUACAGAACUAACGAAUCAUUGGAAUGCGAUUGAUAGUGUGGAAGCCCCUCAUUUCAGUGUUUGUGUUCUUAGUGUGGGAAUAACUUAGCUGCAGGCCAUUCUGAAGACUCUUACCGACCAGCCAAAUAAGCAAGGGACUUUCUUUCUCUGUAUCAUGAAUCGAGCUUAGUUCCUAUAAAAUUCCCUAGAACAUGGAUUUUUUUCCCAUUCCCCUCUCUUCUCGCCUCUAAAAACCCUUCUUCUGGGUCUUUCUGUGGUCUUCCCCACUUCUUUCGUAAUCGCCUUGACCUUGGAUUUACCCAAGCUCUUGCGACAUGGAUGCCAUCCCGAAGGUCCACCCUAUGUGCACUCCUCUCUGACUUACAGCCACUUCUCCACCACCAGCAGCAAAUCAGAGUGGCUGGUUGGGGAACAGGAACCUCACAGAGGCACACCCUGACAGGCUUUCCCAUUGCCACACCUAGGAAGGUAAAUCCAGCCUCAGGUGGUUGAUGCAGGAUGUUAGAUGCAGGCGCCUAGAAACACCCCAUGGGUACAUCAUAGAGAGACUGAGUCACAUGCCGUGAGCUCGCCUCAUGACUGGUCCUGUAGCGUGGAGGAAGUCUUUCUCCACUCCACCACCUCUCCCUUUCUCUCAGCUUCCUUCUGACUCACCUUGUAUCUACCCCCUUAGAAUCAUCAAGAUCUUGAACCAGUCAUUUCCUUCAAAAGAAGCAGAGCAUGUCCAAUGACUGUUGAUGGUCCGGUGAGAGCCAGGGGGAGCUGCCUCCACCCAAGGCCUGGGAGCGCAGUCAGGAAAUGGUUCCUAAGGUCAACCUCAAACAAUGUCUGAGUCUCCUGUGAAAUAUCCAUGAUUGUUUACUGUGGAAUUCAAGUGAAACUUCAAAUUACACACCGCUCAGCUGGCACGGGUCGCCCACAGAGAGCGAUACCACAGCAAAGGAAGAGAGCAUUCCUCUUUUAAAAAAGCUGAAACAGGCCAGGGACACAGUGCUUUACAAGGCACGGUGACCCAGCCAGGCAUGUCAUCAAACCUCUGGUCACUUCUACCUUUGCUGUAUAGUCUGCAGUUUAUCAUUCAAGAUUUAAAGUUGAGGAGACAAAAACUAAGUCAGCUCUAUCUCUCCUUUGUGAUCAGUGUUUCUUAUAAUGAGGGCAGGAGAGGCUGGUCUCCAUUGCAUUCCCCUCAGUAGAUAGAAGUGAGAAGACCGGGGCUUCCUUCACCACUCUUCUCUUACUUGGAGAUCUCUCUGACGAAAUCUCCAUCCCCUCCUUGCUUCUCUAACUUUAGACUCAUAGCACAUGCAAAUACCUAACUCUGCGCACCCUGGGAAUGAACCAUAUCCUGGUCGCUGUCAUAUUUCACAACAUACCAUGAGUGAAUAAUUAUGUUUUUUUCCAGGGCAAAUGAAUGUGGGCCAGUUGCCUAAAUUAAUAAAGAAAACUUGUUCUCAGCAAUUAUGACUGCCGUUGGGGGGUUAAAUUUGACCCUAUACUAGUAAAAACAGUUUCUCCUUGCGAGAGGUGACCAUCUCAAAAUCCACCACAGGAAAAACAGCCCACUGUACAUGUACCAGCAUGCAACUGUCACUGAAGUCCCUUUUCUCAUCCUGGUUACAGAACUGUCCUCUGUUACGUUCAGUCAGUUAUGAGUGAGUAGAUUUUUCAUGGCAACAGUCUUUUCUACCAAAGGUGGUUUUCCAGUUCCUCUUUCCUUUGUGUUCCUCUUUCCUUCUUUGUCCUGAGAAAUUGACUAGAGUCACUGCCUCUUCCCCAUCUUGUUCUGCUCUUCAGGCCCCCUGUGUGAUAGAGAUGUGAACACUCAAAAUACACGCAGCAUUGCCCCUUCGAUGUUCUCAUCACAUAACGUUACCUCUGAAAGAGAAAGAUGUCAUUGCCCCAGUUCCCCUCUCGUCCAUUGUGUCUCACAAAGAUGGGAAGUCUAACAAAAAUGCUUCUUGACAUUAUAACAAUGGGAGGAGUUACAUUUAACUAAGUAUGUAGCUUGGGUAAGAAUGAUCAGGUCAGUAUGAGUUGGUUUAGUGAAGAGAUGAGCUAGAAGGAUUGCAUCUUUAGCAUUGUGUCUUUAACUGGUGGGUUGCUGUACAAAUCGGUGGCAGAUCUCUCUCCAUAGUGUGUUCAUUAUGCUAGAAUGCUACUAGGAAUCGAACACUAAGGCCAUCAUCUCUAUAUCUCUAAGAAGGGAAGUUAGGCCAGGCUGUAGUCUCACAGUGUGGCCUGUGUAGGGUUGCAUGCUACUCUCUAGGACGCUACAGAAUUCAGACAUAGUUUCUGUGCAGUGUUAGGUUUGUGCUUUUUUUUUUUUUUUUAUCUUCUUGCCUGCCAUCUUCCAGCCAAUGUAUGGUUAUCCAGUCUGUGUGCCAAAGCCAGCCAUAUCUCCCACGACCCAUUAGUCCAGAGGAGUUCUGCACCGAUGCUAGUUGCCAGCUGCCCACUCCUAAUGUACACCAGUCAAGACAGAAUAAAAUGUGAGUUGUACCAUG
Messenger RNA from Mus pahari (shrew mouse), 3813 nucleotides. It is a transcript of the gene Ddah1, whose product is annotated as dimethylarginine dimethylaminohydrolase 1. Lineage: Eukaryota; Metazoa; Chordata; Mammalia; Rodentia; Muridae. The record is from RefSeq and is a predicted model, not a curated record. Bases 182 to 1039 code for a protein of 285 amino acids. Gene Ontology annotation, molecular function: amino acid binding; dimethylargininase activity. The transcript is spliced from 6 exons. Gene Ontology annotation, biological process: arginine metabolic process; positive regulation of nitric oxide biosynthetic process.